This is a messenger RNA of Diorhabda carinulata, 1337 nucleotides long. RefSeq lists its product as uncharacterized. Bases 46 to 867 code for a protein of 273 amino acids. Lineage: Eukaryota; Metazoa; Arthropoda; Insecta; Coleoptera; Chrysomelidae. The transcript is spliced from 11 exons. The record is from RefSeq and is a predicted model, not a curated record.
UCAGUUGUACGAUUCGACAAACUCGCUGUUGCACAAACUACAACGAUGCCCCAGCAUAAAACCGUUGAGGAAACUGCUACCACAGCAGAGGAAAAUCCCGUUGAAGAAGCUGCGACUGUUGCAAAGACUGUGAAAAAUUCAGAAUCCGGUAACAUCCUCGAUAUCUUCAAUCCUAAUAAAAAAGGUACAGCAACAGGUGACGAUCAACAGCAGCCAGCCAAUAUUUUCGAUUUAUUUAAACCGAAAACGGAUGAUGCCGGUAAUGAUCAAAAAAAGGUUGAUACUGAUUCUAAAGAUGCCGAUACAAAACCUUUCGGUUUAGAUGAGUUUUUGGAUAAAAUAACAUUAGUUAAACCACGCAAAAUAACAAGUGAUAAUAGUGUGAAAACUCAUGACGAUACCAAAAUUGAGGGAAAUGAAAAUGAUGAUUUAACUAUUAUUGACGAUUUAGCAGACGCCUUGAAGAGAGAAAAAGGUUCUAAAAAAACUAACGGAAAUUCGUCAAAGAACACGGAUGAUAAAAAAACUGACGUUAAACCGUUGUUCCCGUCUGACGAUCCGUUUAACUUGAAGAAAACUAUCGAAGACGCUCAACAAGCAAUGAAAGAAAAGGGUCUUGGUGGUCUGAUCCAAAGCGUCCAACAAAACGUACAGCAGGAACUGUCAGAUUUAGCGGACGCUCCGGAAUUAGCUCGCUUGAAACAGAAAGAAAUCCCCGAACUCAUCGGUCUUUAUUUCCUUUCCUUGGUUAAUAUGGGUAUGGCCAUUCCAGGAUUAUUGUUCGUUAAAAUAAAUAAUGCCAGGAUGAAGGAUAAUAUAGAGAGAGCUUUAGCUCCUUUCGUCAUCAAACCAUCGUUCAUACGUUGAAUUAAAUACAAAUUUUAUUUCUUUCUGAUGAUUGUUAUACUAUAAAAUAAGUUUUUAAUGCCCUUCAGUUUGAUUAUUUCUUCUCAGUUUAUCGCAUAAACAAAUAACGAAGACCAUACUAUAAGUUAGAAGAAUCGGAUGAAAAAGAAGAAGAAAUUUCACCAAUUUUGUCGUUACCACACAAAAUUUGAAUUUGACAUUAUGUGGAAUUGUAUUAAUUCUCUAAUAUCAUCGUACUAUUUUGUUUUUUAUGCUUUAGAUCUUCGUUUUUGUUUAUUUCACUUUUUUUUUGUUGUAAAUUCAGUAUUUCCAUACACAUUUUUAUUCUUUAAUGAAAUAUUAUCAACAUAAUCAAAAACUUAUAAAAAAAAUCAUGAAAGCUGCAGAUUAUUUCGAAUUUUUUAUUAUUUCAGCGUAAAUUAUAUCAAAUAUUGUAAUUUUGUAACCAAAAUAAAUCAUUUGCUUCUGAA